ACAUCCGUCCGGUGAUAAACGCCUAGCAGUGAACAAGACGUUCGACAUUCGACAUUUGUCAAAGGAAGUCACAAUUUAGGAAUACCAGACUUCAUACUAUUUGUUAAAAGCUUAAAUUGAUAUCGUCAGUAGUGUCUUCGAAGAAAAACAGACACCAUAUUUCAUCAAGAAAGAACAAACAGCGGGCAGUCGUCAAAUUAUAGUCAGACAGCUUGCGGAAGUGGAUUACAAGAGGCCCAAAUAGUCAUAUAAAAUCUCUUCAAAAUGAGUGAAGUGUCUAUGGUUAAGUCAAGAGCAUCUGUGAUGUUGUAUAAUAAUGACAAGAAAGUAUGGGAACAAGCUGAAAAUGCUCGAAGCAUGUCCUAUGUCCAAGUGUAUCAUCAUGAGGGUAAUAACACAUAUAGAAUUGUUGGACGCAGUUCAUCAGAUCAAGCGGUUCUAAUAAAUUGCUCCAUAAUUCGUAACAUGAAGUAUAAUGUAGCAACAUCAACAUUUCACCAAUGGCGUGACCAAGGGCAGGUUUAUGGCUUAAACUUUCAAAGCAAAGAUGAUGCAAGUCAGUUCAAAGAAGCCAUAGAUGAGGCGUUAAGUGCUGUAAAUUCAGCGCCACCACAGCGAUCUCAUACUCAACAGUAUAUCCCUCAGAGUACCCCAAAGAACUGGCAAAGUCGUAAUCACUCAUUACAGAACGAAACAAAAGUCGAUGAAUCACCGAAAGAACCUGAGAAGCCAAAAACUGUCAGCACUUCCAUAUCGAUUGCUCCGUCAACUCCUGCUGCUGCACCAGUUGCACCAACACCUCCUGUUGCGCCAACACCUCCUGUUGCGCCAACACCUUCUGUUGUACCAACGCAACCAGUUAAUUCUUCACCACCAGUUGUUCCCACUCCACCAGCUGCUCCUGCAGCACCAGCUGCUCCACCCAGCCCGCCACAACCUCCUUCUGGACGAUCUAUACCAGCAGCUCCCCCAGCUCCUACCUUAGGUGGGGGAGGUGUUCCUGCUCCUCCGCCUCCACCUCCUCCUCCAUCUUCAGGUGGGGGAGGUGUCUCUCUUAAACAACAAAUUGAAGAGUCCAAAUUGAAAAAAGCCCAGGAACAGCCAAAGGUUGAACCUAAGGCAAGUGGACCGUUUGGUGGUGAUAUGAUGGCCGAAAUGCAGCGUAAAUUGGCAGCGAGGAAAGCAAAAGGAGGAGAUGAUUCCGGACCCACGAGAAAUCAUGUGCCAAAUGUCGAUUCAAGGCCUGAAAAAAUAUCUUCAGUCUCGAAACCAUUGAACUCCAAUAAGUUACCAUCUAAUCUAUCUAAUCUAAGUAAGACUUCAUCCAUUAGACAGGACAGUAAAACGAACGCUGUUAGCUCACUUCAAUUGCAAGAAUUAAAGAUGGAAAUCCUUGCAGAAUUUAGAAAAGAUUUAGAAGCGGUUAAAAACGAAAUCAUUCAAGAAAUUCGUCAAGAAAUAUCGCGAACAAGAUAGAUGAAGUUUUGUAGAAUAUUUCAAUCGUAUUUCAAUUUUAUCCAAAUCGUUAAAGAUGAAUGUGAUCUAACUUUUCGUGGCCUUGAAAGAUUUUAGUUGAACUUCCUAUAAAGAAAUAAUGAAUUUGCCGCGUUAGGAGAAUAUUUCCCUGCUGCAACCAGCUUAAUUGAGAUGAGGAGACGAACACAUAUUGAUGUACACGAUUCAGUGAAAAAUGUAUAGUUUUGAAUCAAAUGUGAUCAUUUGUACUUGACGUAGUCUUUAGUAUAUGUUACACUGCAUAUGAAGUAUUGACCACCUUAACAUUAAUGAUCGAUAGUGAGAGAGAUUUUUAUUUUACCUGGGUAUAUAGGCCCUGGCAUUUAGUCUUGGUGGUAUUACAAAUUUAAGUGAAAUCUGUUACUAAAAAUUUCAUUAUUAGCUAUCUUUCUUUAUAAUUAUUUUACUACUAUUACAUACUAUCAUACAAUUUAUAAAAAAUAAUAAAAUACUUAUCAUUUGUCCAA
Messenger RNA from Xenia sp. Carnegie-2017, 1982 nucleotides. Its product is annotated as vasodilator-stimulated phosphoprotein-like. Bases 265 to 1476 code for a protein of 403 amino acids. The transcript is spliced from 12 exons. Lineage: Eukaryota; Metazoa; Cnidaria; Anthozoa; Malacalcyonacea; Xeniidae. The record is from RefSeq and is a predicted model, not a curated record.